This is a messenger RNA of Solea solea (common sole), 2044 nucleotides long. It is a transcript of the gene pltp, whose product is annotated as phospholipid transfer protein. Gene Ontology annotation, molecular function: phosphatidylethanolamine transfer activity; diacylglycerol binding; phosphatidylcholine binding. NCBI's taxonomy places the organism in Eukaryota, Metazoa, Chordata, Actinopteri, Pleuronectiformes, Soleidae. The transcript has 15 exons. The record is from RefSeq and is a predicted model, not a curated record. Bases 343 to 1806 code for a protein of 487 amino acids. Gene Ontology annotation, biological process: phospholipid transport; ceramide transport; high-density lipoprotein particle remodeling.
AGAUUUGAGUUUUUCCUGGAACCACACUGACGUCAACAAACUGCAUACAGACACACGCACACACACGACAGAAGAGAGACCAGGACCAGAUGUGGUCCUCACAAAGACACAAGAACCAGAAAACCCUCACACGGAAUAAAGACAACACACACACACACACACACACACACACAGUGAGGAGUGCAGAGGAGGGGAAUGGGGGAGGAGUCAGAGUCAGAGAGAGAGAGAGAGAGAGAGAGAGGGAGGGAGAGCAGACAGAGAAACAGAAUUCAUGAACCACAGGACCAGGACCAGGACCAGGUCUGAGCUGCUGCUGAUCUGUGACUUAAAGGACAAGUUGUCAUGUCUCUGUCCAGCAUGUCUUCCUGUCUCUUGCUCCUCCUUCUUGUCUCCUUGGUGUCCUCCAUGUUUGCUGCUGCUGAACCUGCUGGGUGUAAAAUCCGUAUCACUGACAGAGGACUGGACAUGUUGAAGUUAGAGACUCAGAAGUUUGUUGAAGAGGAACUUAGUAACAUCACAAUGCCAGAGAUGAAAGGCAGAGAAGGACGUUUCCAGUACACCAUCACUGAUGUGAAGAUCACUGAGCUGAAUCUGACUCACUCGGACCUGAGAUUCGUCCCUGAAGUUGGUUUGUUGUUCGAUGUUCAGAACUCGUCCAUCACACUGAGUUUUCACCGGCAGAUUCUUUACUGGUUCUUUUAUGAUACAGGAAACAUCAACGCGUCGGCUGAAGGCGUGAACAUCAACACCGUCCUCAAUCUGAUCAGAGACGACCAAGGACGUCUGAAAAUCAAUAACAUCACAUGUGACGCCAAGAUCAACAAAAUGAGGGCAAAGUUCAGCGGAACGCUCGGGAGAGUUUAUGAUUUUCUGGCCUCUUUUCUGACGACAGGGAUGCGUUUCAUCCUCAACCAAAAGAUCUGUCCUGCGCUGGAUCAUGCUGCCUUGGUUCAUGUGAACUCGAUGUUGGAGACGAUUCCUGUGAAAACUGACGUCGAUCAGUUUAUUGGGAUUGAUUAUUCCCUGAUCGAUGAUCCAGUGGUGACGUCCAGGAGCCUCGACAUGAACUUCAGGGGGAUGUUUUUUGACCUCAGUCACCAUGGCGACACAUUGGUAAACAGUGCCGUUGAGCCAGUGAUCAGCAGCUACGACAGAAUGGUUUAUCUCGCUCUGUCCGAGUUCUUCUUCGACAGUGCGAUGUUCUCGUACUACAGAGCCGGAAUCUUCCAGAUGAACAUCAUCAAUGAGAAGAUGUCCAAAGAUCUGGAGAUGCUGCUGAGAACCACGUACUUUGGAACCAUCAUGAUGAUGAAUCCAGCUCUGGUGGACGCUCCGUUCUCGCUGCAGCUCGACGUUAACGCUCCUCCAAAAACUCACAUUAAAACAUCAGGAGCAACAGUUGAUGUCACGGCUGUUGUCAAGGUGAUGGUUCUGCCCCCAGGGCAAGCUGCUGUCCAGCUGAGCAGCAUGACCAUGCAAACAAAAUUUAAUGCAAAAGUUUCAAUGAAAGGAAAAAGACUGGCUGUUCAUGCUGAUCUACGCAGGUUUAAAAUCUUCUCUAAUCAGUCGGCACUGGAGUCUCUGGCUCUCAUUCCUCUCCAGGCUCCUCUGAAGACGAUGCUUCAAAUGUCAGUGGUUCCUUUGAUCAACAACUGGACUAAGAGAGGAGUUCAGAUCCCGUUGGCUGAUGGGAUGGAUUUCAUUGAGGAGGUGGUUGAAUAUCACAAUGGUUUCAUCGUGAUCGGAGCAAAUCUGCACUUCAGCAAAGGAUUAAGAGAAAUGAUCUCAGGAAACAGCACCGUCUAACACACACACACAUACACACACAGACACGCAGAGACACACAUACACACACACCUCUGACAGUAUGGUUGCUAUGACAACCCCACUUUCAUAACUGAUCAGCACAAAAAUCAAACAGGAUCAAUAUCUAUAUUAGAGUAAAUACACACUGAUAAAACUGUUUAUGGUCUGUACUGUAACCAUGGCAACAGGACGACUUAUGUUUGUGUUCAAAUCUAAUAAAUCUAAACAUUGUGAUCAU